Pygoscelis adeliae (Adelie penguin) is the source of this 5751-nucleotide messenger RNA. RefSeq names its product prolow-density lipoprotein receptor-related protein 1-like. The record is from RefSeq and is a predicted model, not a curated record. Gene Ontology annotation, molecular function: protein binding; calcium ion binding. The coding region runs from base 1 to 5751 and encodes 1916 amino acids. NCBI's taxonomy places the organism in Eukaryota, Metazoa, Chordata, Aves, Sphenisciformes, Spheniscidae. The transcript has 31 exons.
AUGGCGCAAGCGCCCACCGGCCCCACAUGCGCGGCCUCGCGCCAGGCCGCCUGCAGUGCCGGCUGCAUCCCCGUUCCCUGGCUCUGUGAUGGCGAGCAGCAGUGUCCUGAUGGGACAGAUGAGCAGUGCGAUGUUGCCUGUGGUGGGGACCCCCAUGUUUGGCAGUGUGAUGAUGGCCGGUGUGUUUCUAGCAGCUGGCGUUGCGAUGGUACUGCUGACUGCCUGGAUGGCUCUGAUGAGCAGGACUGUGUGUGCGGGGCAAAGAAAGUGCAGUGUCCUGGCACCCACCACUGCAUCCCGCACUGGGAGCUGUGCGAUCGGCACCAGGACUGCGAGGACGGCUGGGACGAGGAGGGGUGUCCCCAGCAGCCCUGUCUGCCCGGGCAGUGGCAGUGCAGGAACAGGGUGUGCAUCAUGGCUGAGUGGAAGUGCAACGGGAUUGAUGACUGUGGCGAUUCCUCGGAUGAAGAUGUCUGCGCCCCCUGCCCACCUGGCAUGGUGCGGUGCGAUGAGGGGAAGUGUAUCCUGGAGUCCCUGAUGUGCAAUGACGAGGACGACUGUUUGGACGGCACUGAUGAGCCCAGCACGUGCGACAAUGCAACACAGAUCCUGGUGGCCGUGGGGCAGGACCUGGCCCUUCUGGAUGUGCGGACCCAAGCCUACCGGCCCCUGCUCUCCACUGAGACCAAACCCCGUGCCCUGGUGUACGACCUGCUCCGAGAAACCUACUACUGGCUGACAGAGGAGGGCGAGCUCCGCGCUCGCCUCCCGGGGAAGGGCAUGCGGCCCCUCUAUGCAGAUGCCGGGGAGGUGAACAGCAUCUCUGUGGACUGGUUCACAGGGCAGCUGUACUGGGCCAGCAGCCACCCUGCAGCCAUCUGUGCGGGGCUGGGCGAUGGACGGGGCUAUGUGACAGUGCUGGGGAAGGACGUGGCACCAGAGCAGCUGACAGUGCAUCCGGCUGCAAGGUCCUUGUACUGGGUCAACCGUGGGCAGAGGGGCCGGACAGUCAUUGCUGCAGCCGGCAUGGAUGGCUCAAACCGGCGGGAACUCACAGUGGUGUCCAUGGAGGAGCCUGUGGGGCUGAGCCUGGACCAUGUGGCUGGCAGGCUGUACUGGAUCAGCGAGUACAAGGAGUCCAUCGAGACGCUGCGGGUGGAUGGCAGCGGGCGCCACUCCUUUCCCACUGUCCUGCGGAGCCACACAGAGCCACUGGGCCUGGCUGUGUUCGAGAGCCGGUUCUUCUGGACCGACGGCACAGAGCUGGUGUCGGCCACCCGGGCCUCUCCCCAGGAGCACGCAGUGUUGCUCCGUGCCCCUGUCUCUGCUUUCACUGUGCUGCACGCACUGCAGCAGCCUCCCCGGGACACUGCUGCGUGUGCUCCGGGCCUGUGCAGUCAUCUUUGCCUCCUGUCCUCUGUGCACCCUCGGGGCUACAAGUGUGCAUGUCCAGAGGGCCUCUUCCUCCUGCCCUCGGGGAAGUGUGCAGAGCUGUCCAUCGUGUAUGCAUCAGGGAAGGCCAUCUCCCUGUUGCAGGUGGGCCCUGGAGCGCACAGCAAACUGCUGCAGGAGUGGCAGGAGCCCCUCCACCUGCAAGAUGUGGGCUGGCAGAGGUCGGUGCUCUAUGGGACGGAUGACCAUGGGACGCUGCUGCGUGUAAUGGGGCACCCAGGCAGAAGAGAGGCCAUUGCAACCAGGCUGCCAGUCUGCUCUGCCCGUGUGGACAUCCGCUCGGGGGACCUGUACUGGCUCGCAUGUAACCGGAGGGACAUCGGGGUGAUCCAGGCAUCUGACACGUCCCCGCACAUCCUGCACCGUGCUCGCAGCAGCAUCCAGCACUUCUUCUUGGACUGGCAGCGGGGUGCUCUAUACUGGCUGGCCCGCGGGCAGCCCCUGCAGCAGCUGAGCCUGGCUGGGGGUGCCCCAUGGGAUGCCUGGAACGAGACGUGGCCUGGAGACCUGCCUGCGGCCAUGGAUAGCAGAGCCUUCAGCCUGCUCUGGAGCUCAGCCCUGGGCCUGCGGGCACUGAGUCUGACCAAGCGGCAAGCAGUCACCCUGGCACCCAGCUGGUCCCACGGCCUUGUGGCCGCCGGGGAGCCAUACCUGGUGUCGGCAAAUGGGACAGCUCUGCUGCUGUGGGACCGGAGGACACUGGCCCUUGUGCUGUCUGUGCCAGCAGCAGGCGUGCAGGGAGUGGUGGCCUUCGUGGGCUCGGAGCCGCAGGCUGUCCCCCAUCUGUCCUGUCCUCGCACGCAUGUGCCCUGCCGUGAUGGCACCGAGUGCGUGGCCCAGGAGUACAUGUGUGAUGGGGAGAAGGACUGUGCGGAUGGCUCUGAUGAGGAUGGGUGUGCCCAGCUCUGUGACACCCCAGGGGCCUUCCACUGCGUGAGCGGAGCCGUGUGCGUCGGGGCUGGGGAGCGCUGCGAUGGGGUGCCACAGUGCCCUGACGCCUCGGAUGAGACAGGCUGCUGGAGCCCCACACAGGAGUGUGCCCUGCGCUGUGACACUGCCACUCGCUGUGUCCCUGAGAGCUGGCUGUGUGAUGGCCAUGCUGACUGCCUGGACCAUGCGGAUGAGCAGGGCUGUGCACCAAAGGAGUGCAGCCCAGCCGAGUUCCCCUGCCGGAGCGGGCAGUGCGUGGCCCUGGCCCUGCGCUGCGAUGGCGACCGCGACUGCCGGGAUGGCUCGGAUGAGGAGGGCUGUGCCGUGCCCCGGCCGCUGCUCUGCCGCACGGGUGAGGUGGCGUGUCCCCGCAGCGGGGAGUGUGUGCCAGAGGCCUGGCGCUGCGACGGUGCAGCCGACUGUGGGGACGGCACAGAUGAGCAGGGCUGUCCCUGGGAGGAAGGGCUGUGUGGGGACCGGCAGUGGGGCUGCUCCCGUGGCCACAAGUGCAUCCCUGAUAUCUGGCGCUGUGAUGGAGAGCGUGACUGUACGGAUGGCAGCGACGAGGCUGGCUGCCAACCUGCUCCCUGCCAGAGUCACGAGUACCCAUGUGGGCUGGGGGCCUGCCUGAAUGCAUCCCUGGUGUGCGACGGCCAGCAGGACUGCGCAGAUGGCUCGGACGAGGGGGGAAACUGCUCUGUGCCCUGCCAGCGGUCCUGCACUCAUCUCUGCUACCCCUCGCCCCAGGGCCCUCGGUGCUGGUGUGACCCGGGCUAUCGGCGGGCUGAGGACGGUCUGUCCUGCAUGGACAUAGAUGAGUGCACAGAGCCUGUUGAGGGAGCCUGCAGCCAGACCUGCCUCAAUGCCCCGGGGUCGUACAGCUGUGGCUGUCUCCCUGGCUACCUGCUGGAACCUGAUGGCCGCAUCUGCAAACUCACUGGACCAGAGCCCAUGUUGCUGGUGGCCGUGCAGUCAGAGCUGUUGACCUAUGGCUUGCGGAGUGGGCGUGAGGAGGUGCUGCUGGCCACUGAUAAGGAUCACGUUGUCUUCUCGCUUGACUAUGACCUGGUGGAGAGGAAAGUCUUCUGGAUGGACCUGGCCACAGAGAGCAUCCGCUGGCAGAGCUUCGACUUCGGCAAGAAAGGCACACUGGUGAAAGGUGUGAGAUCGGACUGUAUAGCAGUGGACUGGCUCGGAAGCAACCUGUACUGGACAGAUGGGGCAGCAGGGCAGGUGCUGGCCACUCGCCUGGGGGCUGCCUGGCGAGGGAUACCAGAGUACACUGUGGUGAUGGAUGGAGUCCUGGACCGGCCCCACUCCCUGGUGCUCCAGCCUCUGGCAGGGCUGCUGUACUGGUCAGAGGUGGGGAGCCACCCACGGCUGAUGGAGGCCACCAUGGAUGGGAGUCGGCGGCACGUGCUGCUGGCCCAGGGGCUGGGCUGGCCUACAGCACUGGCCCUUGACCUCCCCACCUGGAGGAUCUUCUGGCUGGAUGAGAAGCUGGGCAGCAUCGGUUCUGCACAUCUGGAUGGCACCAAUGUGAAGGUCCUGCAGCUGGGCUGGGUCCAGAGUCCUUUCGCAGCGGCUGUGUGUGAGGGGCAGCUCUACUGGUCGGAGAGGAAGGCAUGGUCUGUGCAGCAGGUAGACAAGGCCAGCGGCAAGAACAGGACCGUGCUGCUCAAGCGACACGGGCAGCCCCACGGCCUCCAGGUGAUACACCCAGCCCUGCGCCCCGUGGCCCCUAACCCGUGUGUGGCACGUGGCUGCUCCCACCUGUGCCUGCUGAGUGCCAGGCAUGCUGGGCAGUGCCGGUGCCCCGCCGGGCUGACACUGGCUGCUGAUGAGAUGACCUGCCUGCCCCUCCGUGAUUCGGCCUUUGCCCUCCUGGUGUCACCAGCAGCCGUGGCGCAGGUCUACCUGAAGGACCUGCCCACGACAGCUGGAUCCCAAGGCCUUCCCCCGCACCGGGCCCUGCCCUUGGCCAAGGUGGACCGCCUGACAGCCAUCGACUACGCAGUGAAAGACAAGAGCCUGUACUUUGCGGAGGUGGGGGGCGACUCCAUCGGGCUGCUGCGCCUGAAGGACUGGGGCCGGCUGUCCUGGAAGCGGGCGGUGGCUGUGGAGGGCACAGUGACGUCCCUGGCCCUGGACUGGCUGAGCGGGAACCUGUACUGGAUUGGGGGGCAGCCGCCCAGCAUCCGCGUGGCAGCUCCUGGGGGGCGGUGGGCCCUGGUGCUGCUCAGCGAGGGGCUGCAGGGCGCUGCCUGGCUGGGGGCGGAGAGAGGCACCAUCAGCAGCAUCGAGCUGGACGGAUCCCGCUUCCGGGUGGUGCGGGAAGGGCUGCACGGCCUCUCGCUCUUCGCCAUCGGAGAAGGCUUUCUGCUCUGGAGCACGACCUCAACCAAUGGCUCCAGCAAGAUCUGGCACAGUCGGCUGGAGCGGGCCGAGAGCUGGUCGUUCCCGAUGGAGCAGGAGUUGGUAGCCAUGAGGAUUUAUAGCCCGUUCUCGCAGGAAGGCACGAACGGCUGCGCAAAGAGCAACGGGGGCUGUGCCCAUCUCUGCCUGCCCAAUCCUGCAGGGCGGCUGUGCCGCUGCUCCCCUGGCUACCACCUGGUGCGUGGGGUGGCAUGCGUGCUGGCACUGCCCUGCCUGGCCCCGCUUCAGGCCUGCUCUGACCUCCAGAGCUGCAUCUCUGGAGAGCAGGUCUGCGAUGGGCACCCUGACUGUGCUGACGGCUCCGAUGAGUCUGACUGCCCCUCCGUGGAAGUGGGAACGCAGGUCCCUGUGGUGGUACCGUCAGGAAUGUCCCAUGUGGAAGAACAGAAACCAGCCUUACCCACAGCUGCACCCAAGCCUCGGCAGCCCGGCCCCAGCCUGCCCACAGCCCCUGGCCCCCGGGAGCAUGGAGAGCCCUUCCUGGUACCUCCCAGCUCCGAGGAGGUGCUGGGGGCCGUGCCGUGCAGCAGCGAGACGUGUAACCUGCGCGGGGACUGCGCCAUCGAGGCUGGGCGAGUGACAUGCCACUGUGCCCUGGGCUAUCGUGGCAACUACUGCGAGGAGGCAGAGGUGCAGCCCGUUGCAGGACCUAUCGUACUGGGGGUGGCCGUGCUCCUGCUGCUCGCUGCCGCUGCUGUGGGGGCCCUGGCCUACAUGCGGAAGCGGGACAGACGGAGGAGGACCUCAAGCACUGCCUCCACCCGGGUGCUGACCUUGUACCACCGUGAAAGUGACCCCGAGGAAGAGGAUGAGGAGGAGGAAGAGCUUCCCCCCAAGAGUGAUACCUUUGUGAAUGAAGCUUACGAUGGGAAAGAGGAGCUGCCAGCCCCGCUGAGGAAGGGACCAUCUCGCCCCGACACUGUAUUUUCAUAA